AUGGCAAAGUUUAAUGAUAAGCAUAGUUGUAUCCCUAAUGGAGAAUGUGAGAUGUUUAAGGUGAAUCAUAUAGCUAGGUUGUUUCUUGAUAAGAUUAGAGAUAAUCCUGAGUACUUCAUGCCAAUGAAAAUGGAAGAAAUCAUAAAGGAACGGUGGAAGAUCAGUGUCACUAGGCAUCAGUGUCAAGCGGCUAGAAAGAAGGCACUUAUCUGGAUUGAGAAGGAGUAUGAUGAACAGUUUGCUAGAUUAAGAGAUUAUGCUGCUGGGAUAUUAGAAUCAAACAAGGAUUCACAUGUAGAGGUUGAAUGUGUGACGACUGAUGAUGGAAAAGACAUGUUCAAUAGGUUCUAUGUUUGUUUUGACAACAUAAGAAGAACAUGGAAAAAGACUUUUAGGCCUCUAAUAGGAAUGGAUGGUUGCUUCCUAAAGAAUAAGGUCAAGGGACAGCUUUUGGUAGCUUUAGGUAGGGAUGCUAACAAUGGUAUUUAUCCAAUAGCAUGGGGAGUUGUAAAAGUUGAGAACACCGACAAUUGGGUUUGGUUUAUGAAGCAUUUGAAGACUGACCUUGGACUAAAUGAUGGUGACGGCUUCAUCAUGGUCUCUGAUAGGCAAAAGGGAUUGAUCAAAGCUGUUCAGCUGGAAUUACCAAAGAUGGAGCAUCGAAUGUGUGUACAACACAUCUACGGGAACUUGAAGAAGCAUCAUGGAAAUAAAACCCAGAUGAAGCCACUUUUGUGGGAUUUGGCUUGGUCUUACAAUGAGACAGAUUAUAAGCGGCACUUGGAGAGGAUCUUCUGUUAUGAUACUGGUGUAUACAAUGAUGUCAUGAGGACAAAUCCAAAAAGCUGGUGCAGAGCAUUCCACAAGAUUGGGAGUUAUUGUGAAGAUGUUGAUAAUAACCCCACAGAGUCUUUUAAUAGCUCCAUUAACAAGGCAAGGGAGAAACCUUUUAUUGCUAUGCUAGAGACAAUCAGACGACUUGCGAUGGUGAGGAUUGCCAAAAGGUCUGCAAAAUCUCAUUCUCACACAGGGAUUUGUACUCCAUAUGUUGCAUUGUUUCUAGCUAAAGAGCAUAAGUAUGCAUAUGAGUCGAAGGUUCACUCAAGCACAAAUGGAACAUAUAAAGUUCAUCAUGGUUUAGAUAAACACAGAGUCUGCCUUAAAAAGAUUGUUUGUUGCUGCAUGAAGUGGCAGAUAUGUGGCAUCCCAUGUGAACAUGCCUAUGCAGUCAUCAUCGAUAAAACACUUGUAGCUGAGAACUAUGUCUGUCAAUGGUUUCGGACAGCUAUGUGGAGAAGAAAUUACACCGAAGGCUUGGUUCCACAGAGAGGUCCAAGGUUUUGGCAUUAG
This is a messenger RNA of Camelina sativa (false flax), 1350 nucleotides long. RefSeq lists its product as uncharacterized. Gene Ontology annotation, molecular function: zinc ion binding. The record is from RefSeq and is a predicted model, not a curated record. Lineage: Eukaryota; Viridiplantae; Streptophyta; Magnoliopsida; Brassicales; Brassicaceae.